Acanthoscelides obtectus is the source of this 1649-nucleotide messenger RNA. NCBI's taxonomy places the organism in Eukaryota, Metazoa, Arthropoda, Insecta, Coleoptera, Chrysomelidae. The record is from the annotation of a GenBank genome assembly.
GUGCUGUCCUUCCCUAGUGCUAGUGAUGGGAAACGUCAAUCUGUGUGCUUUGUGGCCAGACGUCAUGCAUGUCUCAGGCGUUUUUUUUUAAAGAUGUUACCACAAAACACAUCAGACUAUUUCAGUUUUGGGUGUCUAGAUUUUAGUGGUGUAUAUUUUUUUCAGUGAUUUGUCACAAAAGUCACUUUGCCAAGAUCGUGAUGUAACUGGAUCCAAGUAUUUCUGGAUGAUUAAAAUAGACCCGAAAUUUUGGGGAAUGAUACACAAAUUCUUGUAAAUUUUCAUAAUGGAUUACAUUGCAGAAGCUGUAGCUCUAGGGAUAGAUUCUAUAAUUUUAGCAACAUGCAUAAGGCAGUAUUACAAAAACAAAAAUGCAAUGGCAAUGAUACAGGGUGCUCCAUACCUUACAAUUGACAAGGAACUAAAAGAAAUUGUGGAAACACAUCCUGAGGGUAGGCUAUCUUAUGUGUCUGUUAGAGGGACAAUAAAGCCAAUAGGAAACCCCAUUGUCAGCAUCAACAACCCAACUAUAACUGGUGUAGUGCAGCUUUUAAGAAUUAAAGAACAUGUUAUCCAAAGAAGUUCAACGGGAUUCUGGGCAGACUCGGAAAGGGUUAUUCAAGAAGUGCACAAUAUAACACCAUUUGCCUUGGAAAAUAAAGGGAUGGUGAUUGAGGUCUGUGACCCUUUGGCAGCAGAUGUUUUAGAUAUGGAUGUUAUAUCAGACAAAUUUCAACCAACCGUACCCAGUGUAAUAGAUCAUAUAUGGAGUUUCUUUGCUGGUGUUAGACAAAGAGGCAUCCAGUCCACUGAAAAAAUGCUACGCAGAGGAGCUGUUAUUACUGGAAUUGGAGAACUUGUGGCCGGCAAAGAUGGCACCUUGAAACUUCAACCACCAUCAAAUGGUGCUCCAUUUUACCUCACCAAUAUGCAAGUUAACUCACUAAUUAAGAAACUUGAUGGUUCAAAAAGAAAUUAUGGACUACUCUGUGUAUUAUUUGGGACAGUAGGGAUUUUUGUGACAGCAAUGAUUAUAAGGAAAUAUUUGAAAAUUAAGACGGAAUUGGAGGAACAAAUCAAAAGGAAAAAACAGCUAGAGGAAUCCAGAAGAGAAAGGAGGCGAAUAAUGAGAGAUGAAGAUGUACCAGAAAAUCAGCUAUGUGUUGUUUGCAAAACUAAUCCUAAAGAGAUAAUCCUUCUUCCAUGUGGGCACGUGUGUCUUUGUGAAGAUUGUUCCAUAGAUAUAUCUGGAAACUGUCCAGUAUGUCGAGCGAUAAUAGAAAAGAAAUCAGUAGCAUAUGUAUUGUAAAUAUUUUAAUUUCCUUCAAUUCGUGAAACAUUUUGAAUUAUUCUACUGUUAACUUUUCUAAAGAUAUUUCAUCUAUUUGUACAGAUAGUACAUUUUGUGAUCCAAGACAUAAACAUUUUUUAUCCUUUAAAUCUUUAAUAUUAUUUACAUUAGAAUUCCCCCUGGCAGAACAGCAUAGAGAAUCGUUUUGCUGGAUGUCAUCCAAAGCUUUUUUUACUUUGCUUGAUUUACCUAUGCCUAGCUUAGGUAAUCCCUUAUUCAAUCCCUCUAGUAAAACACAGGCCUUACAAGUUUCUUGAGAUGAAAUAUAUCCACACCUUGUACAAUUCAUUAGUGUUGG